Molecule: messenger RNA, 309 nt
Organism: Metschnikowia bicuspidata var. bicuspidata NRRL YB-4993
Lineage: Eukaryota; Fungi; Ascomycota; Pichiomycetes; Serinales; Metschnikowiaceae
Gene: CDC73
Product: Cdc73p
Exons: 1
Coding region: 1-309 (102 amino acids)
Biological process (GO): positive regulation of transcription elongation by RNA polymerase II; transcription elongation by RNA polymerase II
Cellular component (GO): Cdc73/Paf1 complex
Molecular function (GO): RNA polymerase II complex binding
Source: RefSeq, a predicted model, not a curated record
AUGGUGGUGGACAACGUGGACUUGUUCACCAAGCCCGAGUACUGGGACCGCGUCAUAGCCAUUUUCACCACGGGCCAGGCGUGGCAGUUUGCCAAGUUCAAGUACUCGCGGCCCGAGCUCUUGUUCCAGCACUACCAGGGCUUCUACAUGGGGUACCUGGGCGACAUUGUGCCCAAGCAGAUCCACGACUGGAACGUGACGCCGAUAGCCGUAGACCGCGGCGAGAAGCGCUUUCGCGACAAGAUGCUCGUGCGCGACUUGUGGGCGCAGCUCGACAAGACGCUAGCCGCCAAGAACUACGGGGUCUAG